Dreissena polymorpha is the source of this 581-nucleotide messenger RNA. RefSeq lists its product as uncharacterized. The record is from RefSeq and is a predicted model, not a curated record. Lineage: Eukaryota; Metazoa; Mollusca; Bivalvia; Myida; Dreissenidae. The coding region runs from base 91 to 558 and encodes 155 amino acids. The transcript is spliced from 2 exons.
CAUAUAGCAACACCGCUCAUAGUGAUCAAAGAAACCUUUACGAGCAGACGUAUAAUCGAAGCUCCGAUAUAAAACAUAACAAAACGAAACAUGCAGAGUAUCAUUCAACACCUACGCCGUCAGAUAUGGGGAGGCGACACUUCCGGUAAGUUUACAGACCGGAUCGGAAGUGUGUCGCUCUUCGACAUCAUGCAAGGGUGCAGUUACGGUUGGGAAGCCAGGGAAGAUGCGCCAGAAGUAAACAAAUCUACUCACUCUACUAAUGGCAGCGAUACCUACAAAUUCAAAGCUUGUAAUAACAGCGAUGAUGAAGAUAAUGAUGGCAACAACAACAACAACUACUACGUUGAUCACUUCGAUCCGGAUCUGUUGAUCAUUGCCACGGUGAAAACAACCCCGGCUCAGCGUUACUACUCGCUGAGUGAUGUAGACGAAGACGAUGAGGAGGAAUAUAAUGACGCUGAUGAUGAGUCCGAUGAUGAGGACCAGGUCUUUGUGCGGAUUAUAGACGAUGAUGAUGAUUCUCAUUAUUUUAUUAAUAUGAUUAGAAAUGAUUAAAGUUUGCAUGUUUCAAUAUAAAA